Molecule: messenger RNA, 849 nt
Organism: Oikopleura dioica
Lineage: Eukaryota; Metazoa; Chordata; Appendicularia; Copelata; Oikopleuridae
Source: the annotation of a GenBank genome assembly
AUGAUGUCUCGUUGCGCAAAUAUUGCGAUCCCGCUUUCGGCCGCAAUAAUGCUCAAAUGCAAGGCUAGAAACUCUGUUACGCAGGCGAAAUCAAGUCCGAAUCAACUCCCUGAUUUCGACUUUGAGAAAUUCAAGCAAAAUGCGGAAAGCUUACAGAGAGAACGAAACGAAAACGACUGUGUUUUGGAUGGCGAUAUAUUUUGUGCUGGCGGAAAGUAUGCAGAUCAACAGGCUACCGAGUGGAAGCUCAGCCACGAUUCUCUGAACAAAAACGACAGCCUUAAAGUGUGGAACCGAAAACGACUCAAUGGAGAGACUGAGUACAGGCUUUACUCGAAUAUUCAAAAUAUUUACUGGCAAGAUUUCCUCGAAGUUCAACUAAACUGUGACUAUCGAAAAGAGUGGGAUGGUUGGGUGCAACUUUUGGAACCAUUACAAUGUGAAACUGAUAAAGAAGGAACAAUCGGCGAAUCGUGUGUUUACAAAUGGGUCCAAAAGAUGCCAGGCGCGUUGUUGAAAUCAAGAGAGUACAUUUAUCUCCGCGAAGUAUUCCAUUUCCCGGAAGAUAGAAUGGUGAUUAUUGCGGCGCAUGAUGUGCCAGGAGUUGAGGCCGAAAAGAAAACCGUCAGGGUUGAAAACUAUCAAUCAGUAAUGAUAAUCCAAUAUGCAGCAAACGACGCCAAAGGAUUUUCUUACCUCCUCACUUAUCACGAUGAUGUUUCGAAAAUUUUACCCGGCUGGUUUCAAGCAUGGGCGAAUGGACGCGGCGCCCGAAGCAGUCACGAUAAGAUCAUUUCUAAGUGUUUGGAGCUAGAGAAACGAAGAGAACAAAAGCUUGGUUUUAAAUAA